This is a messenger RNA of Pezoporus flaviventris, 4116 nucleotides long. It is a transcript of the gene FBXO41, whose product is annotated as F-box protein 41. NCBI's taxonomy places the organism in Eukaryota, Metazoa, Chordata, Aves, Psittaciformes, Psittacidae. The transcript has 13 exons. Gene Ontology annotation, molecular function: protein binding. The record is from RefSeq and is a predicted model, not a curated record. Bases 710 to 3139 code for a protein of 809 amino acids.
CUGGGGCUGCAAAGGAGGAGGAGGAGGAGGAGGAGGAGGCGGCUGCCAGCGCUCGCCCUCCCUCCCUCCUUCCCUCCAUCCCUCCCUCCUCGCCCCUUCGCCAUGCAGAGCCCCCCCUGAGCCCCGCAGCCCCGGGGACCCUCUGUCCCCAGGGUGCCCCAGCAUCCCUCAUCCUCCCCCCGGCGCCUUCAGCCUCUGCUCUCUUCCUCCUCGUCCUCGUCCUCCUCCUCCCGCAGCCACCACCCUCCCUCCCUCCCCAGGGCCUGGCUGGCAUGGAGGUGCUGGCCGCAGGGAGCCGGAUGCUUCCAGCCAUUCCUGCCUCCCUCCCGGGCCGCAUCCCUCCCGAACCACAUCCCUCUUUCCCGACAAAGCCCUGAGCCUCCUCCUUUGUGCGGGUGUUGGGGUGUGCGUGGUCCAGCCCCCAUCCCGUAUCCCCGCGGCUCGCUCGGUGCUGGAAGCAGGAGGGAUGCUGCCAUCAGAGGAGCCAAGCGCGGGAGCUCGGCGCCCAGCACCAGCGCCCGCCACCGCUCGAUGCUGACACCCCCCAGCGCCUCCGGACCCCGCUUCCACCCCAGGCCUCCCUCCCCGCCAUGCCCCAGCGCACCCACAGCCCCGCCACGGGGGGCUCCGCACCCCACCCCGCGUGCCCCGGGUCCAGCCCUGCCUUGCCAUGAGCAGGGUCCCGCGUACCGGGCUGCGUAGCUGAGGGAUGGCCUCGCUGGACCUGCCCUACCGGUGCCCGCGCUGCGGGGAGCACAAGCGCUUCCGCAGCCUCUCCUCGCUGCGGGCGCACCUGGAGUACAACCACACCUACGAGACCCUCUACGUCCUCUCCAAGACCAACAGCAUCUGCGAUGCCGCCGUCUUCCCCUUGGCCGCCGACGGGGCUCUGCUGACGCCGGCCGCGCGCAGGGACUACUUUGAGAGCACCUCCUUCCAAGGCAAGGACCAGCGCUUCUCCUGCGACCUGGUCCCUGCCGAGGAGCUGGAGCCGGCGCCGUCCUCCUCCCCAUCGCCGCGCUACGUCCAUGAGAUCGAGAUCCCGCUGACCGAGAUCUUCACCCGCAGCAAAGCCGUGGCGCCGGCCCCGACGCCGCCGGCCGCUAUGGACAGUGCCUAUGAGGAAGGCUUGGCCCGCCUGAAGAUCCGCGCCUUUGAGAAGCUGGAGGUGGACAAGCGGCUGGAGAAGCUGACGGAGGAGGUGGAGCAGAAAAUCGCGUCCCAGGUGGGACGGCUCCAGGUGGAGCUGGACCGCAAGAGCUCGGAGCUGGAGAAGGCCAAGCAGGAGAGCCUGAGGCUCAGCAGGGAGAAGCAGGAGCUGGAGGACCGGGCGUCUGAACUGUCCCGUCAAGUGGAUGUCAGCGUGGAGAUGUUGGCCUCCCUCAAGCAGGACCUGGUGCAGAAGGAGCAGGAGCUCACCCGCAAGCAACAGGAGGUGCUGCAGAUCGACCAGUUCCUGAAGGAGACGGCGGCGCGCGAGGCCAACGCCAAGGUGCGGCUGCAGCGCUUCAUCGAGGAGCUGCUGGACCGCGCCGACCGCGCCGAGAAGCAGCUCCAGAUCAUCAGCAGCAGCUGCGGCACCACCCCCAACGGCAGCCUGGGCCGCUGCGGCACCCCCGGCACCAAGGUCCCCCCCAGGGCGCUCCCUGCACGGGCACAGAGAGACCGGCACCCAGGGCCAGGGGUGGCCGCGCAUGGUCCUUACGGUGUGUCCAACCAGCGCUCCUCCUCCAGCACCGGGGCCUCAAGCCGGGCGAAAGCCGUGUCACAGAGCUCGGGCUGCUACGACAGCGACAGCGCGGAGCCGUGCCCCACGGACGACACCGCGGACGGGCACCCCUACCCCACACGGGACGGCGGCCGGGGCUCGGGGCUGCGCCGUCAGGCCAUCCAGAACUGGCACCGCCGGCCCUACCGCAACAGCACCGAGGGCGAGGAGGGAGACGUGUCCGACGUGGGCUCCCGCACCACCGAGUCCGAGGCCGAGGGAUGGGAGCCGGAGGCACCCGGAUCCGCCGCAUCCCGACCCACCGGCAGCUGCCGGCUCACGGUGGCCACUGAUGGAUGUCCCGCAGCCAGGACCGAGGGGGCCGGGGGCAAAGUGGGGUGGCUGGAGAGGGGCAGCCCCGGGCACUCCAGUGAGGUGAUCAGCCCCGAGAUCCUCAAGAUGCGGGCAGCUCUCUUCUGCAUCUUCACCUACCUGGACACCAAGACCCUGCUGCGGGCGGCCGAGGUGUGCAAGGACUGGAAGUUCGUGGCCCGGCACCCGGCCGUGUGGACACGGGUGCUGCUGGAGAACGCCAGGGUGUCCUCCAAGUUCCUGGCCAUGCUGUCCCAGUGGUGCACCCAGAUGCAUUCCCUCACCCUCCAAAACCUCAAGCCACGGCAGCGAGGGAAGAAGGAGAGCAAGGAGGAUUACAUGAAGAGCACACGGGGCUGCCUGGAAGCCGGGCUCGAGUCCCUGCUGAAGGCGACGGGCAGCAACCUGCUCAUCCUGCGCAUCUCGCACUGCCCCAACGUGCUGACGGACCGGUCGCUGUGGCUGGCGAGCUGCUACUGCCGGGCCCUGCAGGCGGUCACCUACCGGAGCGCUACGGACCCUGUGGGUCAUGAAGUGAUCUGGGCCCUUGGAGCAGGCUGCAGGGACAUCAUCUCCCUCCAGGUCGCACCUCUGCAUCCCUGCCAGCAGCCGACGCGAUUCAGCAACCGCUGCCUCCAGAUGAUCGGGAGGUGCUGGCCCCACCUGCGGGCGCUGGGCGUCGGAGGGGCAGGAUGCGGCGUCCAGGGCCUGGCCUCCUUAGCCCGAAACUGCAUGCGGCUUCAGGUCCUGGAGCUGGACCACGUGGCGGAGAUCAACCAGGAGGUUGCAGCGGAGGUCUGUCGAGAGGGGCUGAAAGGGCUGGAGAUGCUGGUGCUGACCUCCACACCGGUCACCCCCAAAGCCCUGCUGCACUUCAACAGUGUGUGCCGGAACCUGAAGUCCAUCGUCGUGCAGGUGGGCAUCGUGGACUACUUCAAGGAGCCCCAUAGCCCUGAAGCCAAGAAGAUGUUUGAGGAAAUGGUGAACAAACUCCAGGCCCUGAGGAAGAGACCCGGCUUCUCCAAGAUCUUGCACAUCAAGGUGGAAGGAGGCUGUUAGUCCUUCAGGGAACCACAAAGCACAUUCCCAGAGGCUCCGUGAAACCAAACCCACCGUCGCUGCUCAUCCGUUGCCGGACCCGGGGCACGGAGACACCGGCUCAUGCACAAAGAAACCCUGAACCCUUGCAGGCCUCAGGGACGGGCAACCAGAGCCUGUCCCCAAGGCCAGCUCACGGGCAAAAGGUGCUACUUCAGGACAUUUUUGGCUGCCCAAAGAGGCAGGGCUUGUUCCUGGGAGGGAAGAUGACUUCGAACCUCCCUUUGUGGCUGCUCAUUGCCAAGGAUCCUUGUUUGGGGAAUGUCUUUCUCUUCAAUCUCUGUUUCUGGGGGGGUUUCGGUUGGUUGGUGGUGUGGGAGCUGAGGAUGGAUCUGCCAAGAGCCCACCGUUGUCAGCAUCACGGCUGGACCAUCCUUAUCCAUCCAUGGGAUGAUGGAGGUUGGGUGGGAAGGGGCUGUUCCUCCGGAGGAAACAGUGCUCAGCAUUCCUGCAGGAUUUCCACUCGUUUCCAUGUCCAUUUGUGUAUCAGAGGGACACCCAAACCCGGGAUAACACUGCCCAGAAGCCAGCAGCCACCACAGCACAAGCGCGCGUGGCAGAGCUGCAUCCCGGGGCUGUAGGAGCCAGAGGACACCAUGGACAUGAUGGUUCCAGCCUCACCUCCUGCCCACCCAAACCCUCCUGCCAAGGCAAUAAACCAUCUCCAAAGUCCUCAUCCACAAGGAAGCACGGGUCAUGCUUCUGUCCCCAUCAGCAUCCACCGGAGCUCAGAGUCCCACCGGAGCGCGUUGUCCCAUGCGGAGUUUGGGACUGGAAUGGGGCACCCACAUUUGCCAUCUCAUCGCCUUCCUGAGCAGCCUGAAGGAGAAAUCCUGGCCAAACUGCCCUGACGUCCAAAGCUGCUGUGAAAGCACCAACCCAACUGCCCUGUAGAUCCUUUACCUAUGGCCACAGCUGGGUUUUCAUCCCUCUUUGUU